Messenger RNA from Trichomycterus rosablanca, 962 nucleotides. RefSeq lists its product as uncharacterized. Lineage: Eukaryota; Metazoa; Chordata; Actinopteri; Siluriformes; Trichomycteridae. The coding region runs from base 96 to 722 and encodes 208 amino acids. The transcript is spliced from 6 exons. The record is from RefSeq and is a predicted model, not a curated record.
UACGCGUAAUACAAGGCGCUAUAUAUCUGAAUGAUAAUGUGCCUAUUCCACGCACUACAAAACGAAGAUAUACCGAUAGUCAUUCUAUUUCGCCCAUGGAUGCAACAAACUCUGCUGAAGUUGCGGCAAGUGAUGACCGCGACAUUGGAACGGUUUCGCAUGAGGAAAAAGAAUUUGGCUCGCACAGUCCCAUUUUCAUGCACGAGGAAGAUAUUGAAAAUGUUGAAGAAGACGAUCGGCAUGCAAUGGAUGGGAGACCACAUGAGCUGGUCACAGAGUUCAUAGAUCCUGAACGUGAAAAGGGUACGGUGAGAGAUAAUAUGUUAGCAUCUGUUACAGUGGGUGUGCUGACCAUUCUGAGUGAAGAUAAUCCUGAGCUUGGCUUGAUCAUCAAUAUUGCUAUGUCUGGUUCUGAUGAUGACGAUGCAGAUCUGCGUGAAGGCCAAACUGCUCAUGAUGAUGCCCAAAUGUCUGAUUCUGAUGAAGACCUUGCAGACCAAAUUGCACAUAAUGAUGCACAGAUAUCUGAUACCGAUGAAGACCUUGCAGAACCAUUUGAAGGCGGUCAUGAAAGUGGUCACGAUGCUGCUCAGGAGGAACCGACACGCUCUCGUCAUGUUGGCUAUAUAAGGAGAGAAGGUCAGCUGGUUAUCAAGGACAACACCAAGACUUCUUACCUUAUCAGAUGGUCUGAUCUGGGAGUCAUCCAGAGAAAUGACUAGGUCCUGGGUUGGAGACUGAUCUCCAGGAAUGAGCAACAUCUCGGUCUUGCUGGGAUUAAGUUUUAGAUGAUGUUUAGAUGAAAUUUACCUUAAAAUUAAACACAAAACAAAUGAUAUUCAUACCCUUCUAAAAACAGCUGUAUGUUUUUUUUGUAGGAUUUCUUGCCCAUUUUUGAAGGAACAAAUUUGACCAGGGCACAGGCAGUCUGUCUUAUCACCGCUUUUACUUAAGGCACAAGU